AUGGCUCGAUUCACAUCCAUCGGGAUGACCCGUAAAAAGUUUGUUCAAUCUGCCGUCGAAGAGGCCCAAGGGACAAAUUACGAUGCACAAGAUGGAGCUGGACCAUCUGCAAUCCCUGAGUCGACUCAAGGAGCUCCAAGAAACGGGGGACACGGUGACAAACAGGGUAAGAAGAAGAGGAGAGGAAGGGAGAGGAUCAAGGAUGAGACUGGCAAACGAAUCGCUAUAGGUGAAAAGAAAGGUCCUGAUGCUAAGAAAGGUGGUGGUGGUGGUGGCUGGAGCAGAGAUGAAGGUGUCGCUAGACGAGCCAAACUAUCAGAUAGACAUGCUGAAGAAAGACGUCAAAAGCGUAGUGAUCAGAAGAAUAUCAACGUUACAUGUUUCGCUUGUCGAGGUGUCGGGCAUGCUUCCAAAGAUUGUCCUAACGUUUUACUGGGUGCUGGUCAAGGCGGAGAAGGAAGUGGCAUGAAGAGAAAAGGAGGAAAAGCCGGAGCUCAAGUUACGGGUGGAAAAUGUUACAGAUGCAACUCGAAAGAGCAUUCACUGCACAAUUGUCCUGACCCAAUCGAUUCCACCAAUCCAACUCCUUUCGCAACGUGCUACAUCUGUUUAGGUUCAGGGCAUCUCGCUUCUGGUUGUCCUUCGAAUGGCGGUAAAGGGAUAUACGUCAAUGGUGGAGAAUGCAAAGUAUGUAAGUCGGUUGAACAUCGAGCGAAAGAUUGCCCGGACGAUCCUCGACGUCAAUCAACGACAGAAGAAAGAGCACCUAGGAAAAGAAAUGAGGUAGUAUUGGGAACAGGAACUGGAGCAGGUGCAGAUGAAGAUGACUUCAUGGUUGAAUCUAGACAAAAUUUGGAAUCAGAUGCGCUAGAUGGGAAAGGAAAAAGAAAGAAACACGCUCCUGCAAGAAAUAGUGAAAGACCGAUGAAAAGAUUAAGAGAAGUGGAUCCUAUUACCGGUGAUUUAGGUGAAAGACUAGAAGGUGGUUAUCAAGGUCCUUCAGAGGAAGAAAAGGAAAACGAAAGAGAAAAAUUACCAUUGACAGCUAGAAAACCCGUCGCUCCUCAAGUGAAACAAAAACCCAAGGUAGUGGCUUUCUGA
Messenger RNA from Kwoniella shivajii, 1101 nucleotides. RefSeq lists its product as uncharacterized. Bases 1 to 1101 code for a protein of 366 amino acids. Gene Ontology annotation, molecular function: zinc ion binding; nucleic acid binding. Gene Ontology annotation, cellular component: nucleolus. The transcript has 3 exons. The record is from RefSeq and is a predicted model, not a curated record. NCBI's taxonomy places the organism in Eukaryota, Fungi, Basidiomycota, Tremellomycetes, Tremellales, Cryptococcaceae.